This is a messenger RNA of Folsomia candida, 961 nucleotides long. Its product is annotated as sperm-associated antigen 7 homolog. Gene Ontology annotation, molecular function: nucleic acid binding. The record is from RefSeq and is a predicted model, not a curated record. Lineage: Eukaryota; Metazoa; Arthropoda; Collembola; Entomobryomorpha; Isotomidae. The transcript is spliced from 9 exons. Bases 191 to 901 code for a protein of 236 amino acids.
AACAGAAAUGCAGCACUAAACAACCUAAAGUUGUCUCAAAGUCUCAAUGCAGGUCUUUUGGUUAUUUAUUAGCAACAACUAAUAAUUAAUUGAAUUGUCAAAAUCGUCUCUGAAUUGGCAGGCUGUGUCGACUUGAGCGCUACUAAAAGUUGUAACUUGUUGCAUAGAAGCUGUGACUGGCUGUUUGAAAAUGGACAUUCUUGGAUCAAUCAUGAAAAAGAUGGAGGGUCCGCCUGCCAUUGAUGAAAAGGAACGGAAAUUGAGACAACAGCAAAAGGAGACUCAACAACGUCACCAGGAUGAGAAGGAGGCCUACGUGAAAAAGUUUAGGUCCUCAAUUACCGAACGAAUUAAGAUCUUUGCCACGGAUGAGACACAACUUCGCCUCGUCUUUGAAACAAUGGAUAAGCUGCGAAGAGCAAUUUUACAUGACAUUGCGGAUACAGCCGGACUAUUAGCACAUUCAUUCGGGACAGAAGAUGUUGACCGACACGUAAUUGUAUUCAAACCAGAAGGAAUGCCCAGUGAGCCCGAACUACAAGCUCUUAGACGAGGUGAAGAAUACAAUCCGCAGUGGGAGUGUCAGACGGAUGAUCAUCCAGAUGAACCAGGUACUGGGGAUGACGAGGGUAAAAAUAAUUGCACGAUGACACCGCCACCCGGAAGAGGUCGGAAACGUAAACAACAACCAGAAUAUCUUCAAAAGUAUGAAAAACAUUUGGGAGGCUUGGAGGUUGCAAAAGAUGCUGCACAAAGCACAGAAUCUCCCAACAGGACGUAUGGCUUUGUGACCAGUGAAAAUAAGAAAGACAAAAGAACAAUAGAAGAAACACUGGCCGAUAUUCGGGCUCGGAAGAAGCAGAAAGCGGAAGAAGCAGACAAUAAUGAAGAAACAUUGUAGCUUUUAUUUUAGCUUAAUAUUUUUCGCUUUAUCGAACAACAACAACAACGCUACAAACAA